Molecule: messenger RNA, 2351 nt
Organism: Prorocentrum cordatum
Lineage: Eukaryota; Dinophyceae; Prorocentrales; Prorocentraceae
Source: the annotation of a GenBank genome assembly
GUGCUGUGGUGGAUAGCAAGCGCAAGAGGAUGACCCAGAAGAGCCCUUCUGUCAAGGCGACAUCCCUGGCGGAGGCUGCUCAGGCGACCGCGCAGCCGCUUCCCGCUUCGACGCCGCAGAAGCAAAAAGGCGGCGGCAGCCCGCAAGCGGCCCCGAGUUCCGGCACCGAGCCCCCGAACCCAGGCCCCAGGAAAGGUCGCGGUGCACCGCCCAGAGAUUUGCUUCAGGUCACGCCCUCGCAAACGCAGACUUUCUGCGCUGCUUUGCCCGACAGCACCUACUAUUCAGCAACAGAGCUACCGGCCCACGUGCGCCACGCCAAGCGGCUCGAGGUCGACCUGGAGGCGCGCGCGAAGCAGUACGAAGAGGACUCCACCGAAUGGAAGCAGCACAAGCUCUGCGCCAAGAAGGCCCACGUGAUGUUCACCCUGCUGACCGCGUACCAGAAAGGGGGCAGCUACUCCCAGGGCGUCGUCACCGCCAUGGAUGAUGGCGACCACUUCCUACAGAUGCAGCCCUUCCCGGUGACUGAUUUCAAAUGGCCCGCGUUCCUCAUGUGCCAGCGCCACGAGCUUCGCGCCCUGGGCGCGGACGAGAAGAGCUUCUGGAACAUGGUCACGACCCACGUCUUGCUCGACGUUGGCUACGCUGACGAGGCUUCAGCGCGCGACGCCCAGUACGAAAUCAUUUCGCAGAAGAUUGUCGCCGUUGGUUCUUCUAUGCCAUUGGACCCAGUCCCGAGUUUCAAACGGCUCCUGGACCCGAUGAUCACCCCGUUGCACUCGCUCGCCAGCGACGUCGGCGAGGACGUGACCGACUGCUCUGCGAUCGCCCACUAUGAAGAGUGCAACAGCGAGGAGGAGCUGCGCGCGUUGGAGGCCGCGCUCGCUCGCAUCGACGGCGAUUCGGAUAAGAUCCUGCACGCUUGCAUUGAGAGUGCGGGGGGCAAGUUGAUGCGCAAGCGCGCCCGCGCGCGUGUCGAGGCCGUCGGGGCGCAGAACUCCGCGAAGGACAUCGUGGUGAGUGCGAUCGCGAAGCUGAGGGAGUCCGCCAAGAUACCGUUGGACUGGUGCGACUCGAUCAUAGACGAGCCCCAGUCGCAGAAGUUGCCGCACGAUAUUACUGCAACUUUGCUAGCGCCCCACAAGAGCGCGAUCGAGGGGCUGCAGCGCAUCGAGCCCGUGCAGAGCGUCUGGCCGGCGAGUUUCCCAUCGGGCAUCAACUAUGCGGCUGACGUUGUGAUACGGCUCUUCUUAGCGGACAGGAUCGAUUACUCAACUGAUGCGCCGGGGAUGCAGACCGGGGGGCCCAGCUGGAAGGAGCUCGGAAGUUCGGUGCAUUCCUUCGCUUGGUGGGAAGAAGCUUUCGGUGAUGUCUCUUACGGGGCGGAGGAGGAGCCGAAGUCUUGGUCGGACGUCGCCCCAGGACCUCGCGUGGCCGUUCAGCUGGUGAAGACGAUCGACGAGCUCAUCCAGCUCGUUCAGCCUCAAGAGGAGUCGAUGACUCUCAGUGAUGCCUGCGACAAGUUGUGCAUCUGCAAGAAGUUCAGUAGAGAUGGGAUACCGCCCGUGAUCACUGAAUGCGUCGCAGCUGCGGACCCGCCGAUCCAUGCCAACGUCCUUCCGCAAAUGGCGCAGGCGCUUUCCCUUCAAGAACUCGGCCAGGGAUUGCACGCCCACGUGUCGCGGGACAUCAACCCUCAGGUCCAGGCAGUGUGCGACGAGUUGCAAGCGAUGUUCACCGUCGAAGAGACUGUCGCCGCGAAGCCGUGCGUGAUCGCGUUCCGGAAGGCGGAGCUCAUUCCAAAGUGCGCGGCCGGCGUGCAGCAUGUUACGGGCGCCCUCCUCAAGUUGGUUGCUUCUUGUGGUGAUGAUCUCUUGGGGCAGCAGCUCGUCUUCAUCAAGGACAUCUUCGCGACUGUGAGGGUCAUCGCCGAGAUGAUAGCAGUGUUCAACCCGAUUGUCCAUGAUGCUGACAAGCGCCGUGUAUCGCGCGCUUUGGUAGACAAAGUGAUGGCGGUGCGAACGCACGCCCGCAGUCUUGCAGAGAAGCCCCCGCAGCCAACGUUGUUCUUCCUUACGAACAGUGACCUGAGGUGCACUCUCUUGGACGGACUCUUCGACUCGAUCUCGGUCUCGUCGGAGGUGGUCCGCCAGGCCGACGCCGCCAUCAAGGAUGUCAUCGAUAUGUGGGUCGAGGACGGAAACACGCUGAGCGCCGCGAUGAAGUCGUGGCACCCCAAGGAUUGGCAUUGGGCUAAGGAUAACCACAGCGCUGGUGAUGCCCUGACGAACGCCGACAUGCGGAGCAGCUUCCUCGGGAACAUGAACUACCCUAAGCUCGGCCCCUGC